This is a messenger RNA of Propithecus coquereli (Coquerel's sifaka), 2603 nucleotides long. It is a transcript of the gene SOCS6, whose product is annotated as suppressor of cytokine signaling 6. Gene Ontology annotation, molecular function: 1-phosphatidylinositol-3-kinase regulator activity. The transcript is spliced from 2 exons. Gene Ontology annotation, cellular component: phosphatidylinositol 3-kinase complex. Gene Ontology annotation, biological process: protein ubiquitination; intracellular signal transduction; phosphatidylinositol phosphate biosynthetic process. Bases 190 to 1797 code for a protein of 535 amino acids. The record is from RefSeq and is a predicted model, not a curated record. Lineage: Eukaryota; Metazoa; Chordata; Mammalia; Primates; Indriidae.
GGAGAGGACUGGCGCGGCAGUCGCGCCGGCGCUGGGCGAGGAAGCGGAGCAGGGCCGCCGCCGGAAAAUGGCUCCAAAGGUUAAAUGAAGCUGGAAAAAUAUGUAGAUGCAGCAUCGCAGCCUCUCCAGAUGUUUGGGGAUAGUAUUCCAGAGAGAGGUUGAUCCCCUUGGAUUAGGUAACUAGUCAUAAUGAAGAAAAUUAGUCUUAAAACCUUCCGGAAAUCUUUUAACUUGAAUAAAAGUAAAGAAGAAACUGAUUUCAUGGUAGUACAACAACCAUCACUAGCCAGUGACUUUGGAAAAGAUGAUUCCUUAUUUGGUAGCUGCUACGGUAAAGACAUGGCCAGCUGUGAUAUCAACAGUGAAGAUGAAAAAGGUGGCAAAACCAGAUCCAAAAGCGAAAGCCUGAUGGGUACGUUAAAAAGGAGGCUUUCUGCGAAACAGAAGCCGAAAGGUAAGGCCGGCACGCCCUCGGGGAACUCUGCCGAUGAGGAUACCUUCUCCUCCUCCUCAGCACCGAUAGUCUUUAAAGAUGUGAGAGCUCAGAGGCCGAUACGGUCCACUUCCCUCCGCAGUCAUCACUAUAGUCCCACACCUUGGCCUCUUCGACCUACAAACUCUGAGGAGACGUGCAUCAAAAUGGAGGUGAGAGUCAAAGCCUUGGUUCACUCUUCUAGUCCGAGUCCUGCACUGAAUGGCGUUCGGAAAGAUUUUCAUGACCUUCAGUCUGAGACUGCGUGCCAGGAGCAGGCUAAUUCACUGAAGAGUUCAGCUUCUCAGAACGGAGACUUGCAUCUCCACCUGGAUGAACAUGUGCCUGUAGUUAUUGGUCUUAUGCCUCAGGACUACAUUCAGUAUACCGUGCCUUUAGAUGAGGGGAUGUAUCCUCUGGAAGGAUCGCGUAGCUAUUGUCUGGACAGUUCUUCUCCCAUGGAAGUCUCUGCAGUUCCUCCUCAGGUGGGAGGGCGCUCUUUCCCUGAAGAUGAGAAUCAGGUAGACCAGGACCUGGUCGUGGCCCCAGAGAUCUUUGUGGAACAGCCCGUGAAUGGCUUGUUGAUUGCCACCACGGGAGUCAUGUUGCAGAGCCCCAGAGCAGGUCACGAUGAUGUUCCUCCACUCUCCCCAUUGCUACCUCCAAUGCAGAAUAAUCAAAUCCAAAGGAACUUUGGUGGACUCACUGGCACAGAUGUCCACGUGGCUGAAAGUAUGCGCUGUCAUUUGAAUUUUGAUCCUAACUCUGCUCCUGGGGUUGCAAGAGUUUAUGACUCAGUGCAAAGUAGUGGUCCCAUGGUUGUGACAAGCCUUACAGAGGAGCUGAAAAAACUUGCAAAACAAGGAUGGUACUGGGGACCAAUCACACGCUGGGAGGCUGAGGGGAAGCUAGCAAAUGUGCCAGAUGGUUCUUUUCUUGUUCGGGACAGUUCUGACGACCGUUAUCUUUUAAGCUUGAGCUUUCGCUCCCAUGGUAAAACACUUCACACUAGAAUCGAGCACUCAAACGGUAGGUUUAGCUUUUAUGAACAACCAGAUGUGGAAGGACAUACAUCCAUAGUCGACCUAAUUGAACAUUCAAUCAGGGACUCUGAAAAUGGAGCUUUUUGUUAUUCAAGGUCUCGGCUGCCUGGAUCUGCAACUUACCCUGUCAGACUGACCAACCCAGUGUCCCGGUUCAUGCAGGUGCGUUCUUUGCAGUACCUGUGUCGUUUUGUUAUACGUCAGUAUACCAGAAUAGACUUAAUUCAGAAACUGCCUUUGCCAAACAAAAUGAAGGAUUAUUUACAGGAGAAGCACUACUGAAAGAUUGGGAACCCUGCAUCUUGCACUUUGGGAAUAAGAAAAAGAGAUUGAAAUACAGUUUACAAACUUUCAUUGCCAUCGAAAUCUUUUGCUGCCAUAACUAUUUCAGUUUUAUGUGUAAAAGAAUCAUUAAUUUGUUUAGGGGUGGGGAAGUGUCUGCAAGGUGUCUUGGGUUUAUUUUGGUUCUUUCAAAAGGGAAGUCUUGAGGUUUUAGAAGUGUGAAUUAUCUUUCAUCAAUGUGCAGAAUCACAAUGUGAAUUAUCAAAUUCUCCUUAACCCUCCCCCCAGUCCUUUGCUGCUAUCCACUGUGAUUUUUAUGCAUUAAAAGCACAUUUCAUGUGUAUUAAACCCUAAGUAAAGUUGAAUGAAACUUAAGAGUGAAAAUUGCUAUGUCUUUUUAAAUGGCCCAUUUCAAAAGAUAGUGUUGAAUAAACAUACCUAUGUGAUAAAACAGAAUUUACAUAUACACUGAAAAUGAUUUUUUAAAAUUCUUUAAAAAGAUUUAGAAUUACGAAUUGACAUAAUCUUGGAUAAUAAAAUGCAGAUCUGCAACAUAUCUUUUUUUCUAAAUUAUUUCUAAGGUUGUGCUCAUUUUUUUGGUUGUGAAAAGUUGAAUUUUUCUGUUGCCUUCAUUUUCAUCUUUCGGUUUGUCUAUUUUAAUAAAUGGCCUUACAUUUUAAAAUUGUAAAGAAUUGUAUACCACCAAUUUAGAAAUUGUUGCCUUUUCUGUCAUUAAACUCGGGUACAAAUUGGCAUAACAUAUAAAGACCUAUGGAACUAGAACUUAUUAAAGAAAUAUUAGAUGA